Pisolithus orientalis is the source of this 1890-nucleotide messenger RNA. RefSeq names its product ammonium transporter. Bases 312 to 1730 code for a protein of 472 amino acids. Gene Ontology annotation, molecular function: ammonium channel activity. The record is from RefSeq and is a predicted model, not a curated record. The transcript is spliced from 6 exons. Lineage: Eukaryota; Fungi; Basidiomycota; Agaricomycetes; Boletales; Pisolithaceae. Gene Ontology annotation, cellular component: plasma membrane. Gene Ontology annotation, biological process: ammonium transmembrane transport.
AUGCACACCCGAGUAUGAAUACAGAGACCGCGACCAGCGCAACUUUCUCUUCACCCUAGGCCGCCUAAGAAAAACUGACACCAGCGGUGGAAGACGCGAGCGACAGCUCUGCUUCAUACUUGUUACCUCUCAGAGCUGUGGAAAAUGAAGUUCGGCGACUUCUCUGCGAUACCCUCUCUGCUGAAAAGGGACUCCGGCCAGUGAGCCAAUGAGAGCCAACGCCUCCCGUGUCAGAACUCACCCGUAUCUGUUCUGCUAUCCCCCCCAGAUUCGAUCGUGGGGAUGUCUCGUUUAUCAUCGUCGCAGGCGCGAUGGUAUCUUUCAUGAUACCGGGUUUAGCUUUCCUAUACUCCGGUCUCUCGAGAAGGAAAUCUGCCCUGUCUCUGAUAUGGGCCGUCUCUGCAAGCAAUGCCGUCUGUAUCUUCCAGUGGUACCUGUGGGGAUACUCUCUCGCCUUCUCACCUACUGCCACCAAUGGUUUCAUUGGCAAUCUUGCCAAUUUUGGACUGCUAAACGUGCUCGGCGAUCCCUCUCCUGGUUCGCCCCUCAUUCCAGAUUUGCUUUAUAGCUUCUAUCAGAUGGAAUUUGCUUGUGUAACAAUUGGGAUUUUGGUAGGAGGUAUCGCGGAGCGCGGUCGGGUCCUUCCAGCCAUGGUAUUUACAUUCUUCUGGAUGACCCUUGUUUAUUGUCCGCUGGCUUGCUGGGCUUGGAAUAUUAAUGGUUGGGGUUUUAAGUGGGGCGUGUUAGAUUAUGCAGGUGGGGGCCCUGUGGAGAUCGGCAGCGGCGUUGCAGGCCUUGCAUAUGCAUGGAUCCUCGGUCGGCGGCAUGAAAAGGAGUUACUUAAUUUCAGACCACACAACGUAGCCAUGGUGAACCUCGGUACCUUCAUCCUCUGGUUUGGAUGGCUCGGCUUCAAUGGAGGUAGCGCCUUUGGUGUCAAUCUUCGUGCCAUAAUGGCAAUCUGGAACUCCAUGCUUGCCCCGGCAUUUGGCGGUAUUGUAUGGUGUCUUAUUGACUACAGAUUGGAACGCAAAUACAGUAUGGUCGGAUUUUGUUCCGGUUCUAUCGCUGGUUUGGUUGCUGCGACACCGGCUUCCGGUUACAUACACCCGUGGGCAUCGGUUAUCAUGGGCAUCGUUUCCGGUGCAGUGUGUAAUUACGCAACGAAGAUGAAAUUCCUUCUGGGUAUCGACGACGCCUUGGAUCUCUUCGCUGAGCAUGCCGUGGGCGGCAUUAUUGGUCUUCUCUUUAACGGCAUUUUUGCCUCUCACUCCAUCACUGCUCUUGAUGGCAUCAACACUAACGUUAAUGGUGGUUGGAUCGAUCACAACUGGAAGCAAUUGUAUAUCCAGUUUAACUACGCAUUCGCGGCGUGCGUGUAUACGUUUGCAGCGACGGCUAUUAUUGCCAAAGCUAUCGACAUGAUACCCGGUUUACAUCUCAGGACGACACCCGAGGGUGAGUCGGCCGGUCUGGAUGAGGUCGAGAUCGGCGAGUUCGCCAACGAUUACAUUGAAGUCCGGAGACACUUCCACGACUGGUCAGCCUUGGGCAAUGACAAGGCUGAUUCGGCUACGUCUGAGAUGUUUACAGCCGGUAGUAAAGAUGGCUUGCCAGAACACCAGAAGGACGGAUAUCGCCUCCGGUUGGAAGAUCCCGCCCUCGAGAUAAUUUACGAGAAGAACACUGGAAUUGUUGACGAACCGCAGCUUACUCCGGAGGAGCGUUAAUCGCGUUGGUAAAAUUCUAGGGAUUGAACCGCACUGUCCUUGACUUUGCCAAACUUCUGAUUCCUACUGGUACUUACCUUUAGGGAGGCUGAUCGUCACCAUUACAUUACGUAGGACUUACGCAAAAUUGAAAGCACCAUGGUCAAAAUGAACGGCUACC